Molecule: messenger RNA, 3742 nt
Organism: Loxodonta africana (African savanna elephant)
Lineage: Eukaryota; Metazoa; Chordata; Mammalia; Proboscidea; Elephantidae
Product: testis-expressed protein 19
Biological process (GO): spermatogenesis; male gonad development; placenta development
Cellular component (GO): cytoplasm; nucleus
Source: RefSeq, a predicted model, not a curated record
UGCUGACGACGGUAUGGGCUUCUUGUUCUCUAUUCUUGUGCGAGGCCAAGUCUCAGCCAAAGUCCCUCAGACGGAGGGGGGUCUUAGGCACCCCACCCAUGGGGGUGGGUUUAGACUGAAGCUCCCAUCUUGCUCAUCGUCUUCCUCCUGUGUCAGCUCAUGCGGGGCUAAUCUGGGCAUGGGGCUCUGUCAAGUUCUGCCAGGCUCUGUCAGGCGGACACGGUGUUGGAGUCCCUGAGGCCAGGGGUCAGGGUGUGAUGAGACCCAAGGGAGGCUGGGGAGCUGAGUGAGCUCACAGGCCCUGUUACGGUUAACUUGUGCAGGACUCCAGCUCUGAAGUGUCUGACGCCCACCGCCCCCACUUCUUCCUGCUCUUGGAGCAAAAUCCACUCCCAGCUGCUAGGGGGCGCUGCACUCACUUACUCUUUUCCUUCCCAGAGAGCAGAGCUGUUGUAGGAGCUGAAGAAAUUUCCAGAAGUUCCAUUCCCAACUUCUGCAGGCCCGCAUUGAAUUGAGACCCAGGUUACCCACUCCAAACCCAAUUCCUCCAACAAGACACACUUUUUUCUCCUCCCUUUCCUCCUCCUCCUCCUCCCCCACAUCUCACUGUCCCCAGCCUCCUGUGCCUGUGGGUCCCACUGGCUAGAUCCCAGCAAGCCCUGGUAGGAGGUAGGCAUGUGUCCCCCAGCCAGCAUGCCUUACCUGUGGGAGGGCAUGUCUUACCUGCACAAGUCCUGGAUGUAUCAGCUUCAACAUGGUCCUCAGCUGCAGGUCUGUUUCAUGUGUUUCAAGUCUGCCUUUCUGAAACUCAGAGAGUUACUGCAACUUGAAGACUGGGAUUCUGAACCAGUGGAGUUCAUGGAGGCAGGCCCUGAGCAGUGGGGGGACCUGGGGAUGGGGCCGAGCUGGGGGCAGGGUCAAGGGCAGCUUGCAGAGGGGAGCUCUGGCCAUGGGGGACCUGGGGCCCUGGCGCCUGCCCAGGUGGGGUCGGAGGGGUUGGGCAUCCAUUUUGUGCCCACCGAGCUGUUGCCUCAGGAUGCGGUGCCCCUGGCCCUGGGCCUAGAAGAUGCCAGCUGGACUCGCGGGCUCCCCUGGAGACUUGAGGUACCUCCUGCCUGCCCACUCUGGCACAGCCUCCCUCCCCCGUGGCAGGGCUUCCUCAAAGUGGAGGUUCCCCCAGGGGAGCCCCUGGUGCUAGAGCUGGGCUGUCUGGACCCUGCCGAGGCUGAGAACUGGUUGCUGGACCUGAAAGUCAUCGCCAUGGUGGGCGGCUUCGAAGCCAUCUACUUCCGCAAGAUGGCGCCCAACAAGGCCCUGUGAACACCAGGCCAGGGCUGGAAACUGCUGCUGGAGCCCAAGGAACUGUGGGUGGUGAGGCUUCAGGAUGCACCCCAGCAGCAGGACCUGUACCGGUGGAAGCUGAGCAUUCUGGAAUCUUCCUCCCCAGGGCAGAACGAAGAGCAGCUGGUGUCCGUGGACACGGCUCUGCUGAAGUGCGUAUUCACCAUUCUCUCCUGUUCGCCCUUGGCCAAUAGGGCCCCUGAGCAGGGGGAUCCAGGAUCUAGGCUACCAUCCUCCACACAAGGACAGGAGCCCAGCACCACUGAGACUUGGGGCAGUGGGCCUGGGGAGAACUUGGCUGUCACUGGAGCCUCGGCCCUGGGGGAGCUGCCUUGUGUCCAGCCCCUCAGCUGAGGGCCCCAGAACUGAGGGACAGAGGCCCAGGUGGCCAUGGUACCCUGGCUGCCCCAGGACACAGUAACCGGGGAGGGCUGGCCACUGCUCCUCCACCUAUAACCAGGAGUUCAACCAUCAAAGGAUGCGGACCUGCGCCUCAUGGAGGAAGAAUAGGGGCUUUCCAGGGGGUGGGGAAUAGUCCCCUCUGGCCCCCCAGGAAGCGAUACAGACGUCAAUAACAGAGAAACGCUCUUAUCCUUCAAUUGUCACUGAGUUAGAAACGUGAUGCUGAGCAGGAACAGUUGCUGAGCUGGCGUAUUACAUGCAAGCAGGGUGUGGAACUGAGCCUCAGCCCCGACCAGGCCCGUGUGCAACACACACUCCCUGGAACACGCCAUACUCUGGGGGCCAUGUGGAUGUGUACUCACCUCUGUCCAGAUGACCUCAGGGGCUCCCCAGGACCCUGUCAGCCACACCGAGACUCCGGGUCCACAGAGGGAGGACACUUGGUUUCAGAUGUAGGUUAUGUUAUGCAGUUUGGCUGUUUAGUUCUCAUUGCCUUGGGUGUCGUUUUAACUAAAGUCGCAGAGUUCUGUAUCCAGCCCUCGUGCAGCGUCGUCUCUCACAGAGCCCAUGUAGGGUCCCUUGCUUCUAGGACAAACCAAUCCCAGGCUUCCCCAUUUUCACCUGUUCCAGCAACCAGUUGAGUAGGCAAUCCCCCAGCCUCUAGGUUUGUGAUAGCUUGCAAGCCCAGUCAUGGCUUUUACUUUCUUAAUUCCUGGGAAAGGCAGAGGAUGGGGCUGAGAUAGUAAGUAUGCGGGAGAGAGGAGCCACAGGUGGACAGUGUCCUCUUCGCCCCAGGACUCCGAAAACUGAUUGAGUCUAGGCACAAUCUUAGACGAAGUUUAUGAAACUUGACGUGAAAUGUGAAUUAUUGGGACCUAAACUUUCUAAACUUACACAAACUUUUUUUUUUUUUUUUAGACUUACACAGGAGCCCUGGUGGCACAGCAGUUAAGAGCUUCGCUGGUAACCAAAAAGUCAGUUCAAAUCCAUCAGCCACUCCUUGGAAACCCUAUGGGGCAGUUCUACUCUGUUCUAUAGGGUUUCUAUGAGUAGAAUCGACUCCGUGGCAAGGGCUUUAAACUCACACACUUACACUCACUCACUGACGCACUUACAGUCUCACACAUUGCACACACAGGUCUCACCUGUCCAGGUGAUCAGGAAUGGCUGUGUGCAAGCCCGUCCUUGUUCCUGGUGAUGUUGCCCUGUAGCGCUUGAUGACCCGCACAGAAAUGGAGUUCCCCCAGCUCAUCUGGGUAGCAGGUUUUAACCAGAUGCUGCUAUCGCUCAGCAUAGACUGUCUUAAACCUACCUUCCAGUAUUGUUUGCUUGUUUCAAAAGAAUGCAUAUUGACGGUCAAAAACUUAGAAAACAGGCCAAAAUGAAGAAAAUUAAAAGCACCAGUAACUCUAGGACCCUGCAGAGAAACCUCUGUUAGCAUCUAUUGUUCUAGCCUUUUUCUAUGGAUCUUUAUGAUUUUUUGCUUUGAAAAGAAUUUUUUAGAAGUGUGGCCUCCACAUAUCACUGUUAAGUUGGAAGGAUGGCUGGAGAAGAAUCAGGAGUGGAGGCCCGUCCAGCUCUGCCCUAGGCCCUUCUUGGGGCAGCAGCUUGGUGGGGUCCUGGAUCCUCUCUCUUCCCCCACAGCCAGGCAUCCCCUCUGAGUCCAGGGUCUGUGAUGCUCAGAGGCCCCACAGGGGUGUGCCAGUGACACAUCCUGAUCAGGAAAACAGUGCUGAACCACCCAGCCCUCCCUGAUGGGCAAGUAGGGAUGCUGCCUCAAGACUCCAGGCCAUGUCCACAUCCUUGCUGGUACGGUGAGACAGAUUUGUAGUAACCUGGUGCCAUUUAAGGGCAGGUAUCCAAAGAGUGGAAACCCUGGUGGUUAAGUGCUAUGGCUGCUAACUAAAAGGUCGACAGUUUGAAUUCACCAGGUGCUCCUUGGAAACUGUAUGGAGCAGUUCUAUUCUGUCCUGUAGGGUCACUAUGAGUAGGAAUUGAC